Messenger RNA from Symsagittifera roscoffensis, 822 nucleotides. RefSeq names its product ATP-dependent RNA helicase A-like. Bases 1 to 822 code for a protein of 273 amino acids. The transcript has 3 exons. NCBI's taxonomy places the organism in Eukaryota, Metazoa, Xenacoelomorpha, Acoela, Convolutidae. The record is from RefSeq and is a predicted model, not a curated record.
AUGAACAGUAACUUAUGGGGUCCCCCCGACCGCAGGGCUCACAUGAACCACAGGUCCUCCAGUAUGCCGGCUGGUGGUGGGGGUGGGGCCUUCCAGAUGAAUUCUCUCGGGGGUUCUCCCAUGAUGGGGACAGGGGGGAUGGGCAUGGGUGGCAUGGGUGGAGGCGGUACUGGAGGGGGGAUCCCUAUGCAGAGUACUCAGUUCCGAUCAGGCGAUGGACCAUCUAUGAGUGGUUUUGGACCAAGCAUAGGCUCCGGUGGGCCCUAUAUGAUGUCGGGAGGGGGGAGGAUGCCAGGCAGCCCCAAUAUGUUCGGAGGUGGGGGAGGGGGAUCCAUGGCCAGUAAGUUCGGCAACUCCCCCAUGGGCAGACCACAGUCCGCUCAGAUGAUGGCCCCGAACUUCGCAGCCAGUCAGUUCUCAGCCGCGUCUCCGCCCAGAUUCAACCAGAUGAUGCCAGGCAGGAACAACCCAACUGGAUACAGUCCCCACCCGGCGGCCGGCAAGCCCUCCCUCCCCAUGCCUCCCGCCAGAGGGCGACCGGCCAGUGCCCUGGCUCAGUCCUCUGGCUACAUGCAGUACUACCCGAAACCCCUCUCUGGCCAGGGCAUGGGGGCAGGGGCAGGGGCAGGGGGCAUGAAGCCUUUCGGAGACCAUCACACUUUGGGCAAGAACUUCAUGGCCCCUGGAAGGUCAGCCUCGCCUAUGAUGGGCUCAAUGGGCCGAAGUUCUAUGGGGGCUCCAAUGUCGAUGGCAAGUAGAUCACAAUUGGGGAAAAACAAACACGUCGAGUUCCACCCAGUGGCCACUCGGACAUUCUACUGA